CUUUUCCUUUUUUAUAUUUAUUUCAUUUUUGGACUUACAUUCAUCUUUCACUCACCUUAUACGUUAUGAGAGAAUUAAAGCUGGUAUUGGGCCAUGGCAAUCCACAUUUCACACCCACCUUUUAUUCUUUUGCUCCCUCUCUCUCUCUUCUUUUUCUCCUUUUCUUCCUCUUUACUUCUACACUAAUAUAUCAUUUUCCCCAACCCCCAUUGCUCCGUUGCCACUUCAGGAAACAAAAGGGGUCUCCUUUCGAACUUCUCUGGGUUUAUCUUAUUUUGAAAUAAGUUACUUCACAUCAAGAAUGGGUUCAGGCUAUUGGUUUAAGACAAUAAUUAGCUUAAGAAAAUCAAAACAAGGCAGAUCAAAGAAAGCAAAGGGUAUCUUAGCUCAAGAGAAACUAAAUGCAUCAAAGUCAAACAAUUAUACCGGGAAAGAGUCUAGUGAUUUAGCAAAUGGUAUUAAAAGUGAAAACCUUGUCUCAGCUGGGGUGUCAGUUGAAACUAUUGCUGCAACAAGGAUCCAGACUGCAUUCCGAGCUUAUAAGGCUAGAAAGGCUUUACGGCGCGUGAAAGGAUUUUCAAAACUGAAGAUCUUAACAGAGGGUUUCUCUGUUAAAAAGCAAGCCAGUACAGCUAUAACAUACCUUCACUCAUGGAGCAAGAUUCAAGCCGAGAUCAGAGAUCGUCGAAUAUGUAUGGUAACAGAAGACAGGAUCAGGAGGAAGAAACUAGAGUCUCAACUAAAACUGGAAGCAAAGCUUCAUGAUCUGGAGGUUGAAUGGUCUGGUGGUCCUGCAACCAUGGAGGAAAUCCUUGGAAAGAUACAUCAGAGGGAAGAAGCAGCAGUUAAGCGCGAAAGAGCCAUGGCAUAUGCCUUUUCCCAUCAGUGGAGGGCCAACUCUAGUCAGAGCCAACUGCUAGGUAGUUAUGAACUUAGCAAGGCUAAUUGGGGUUGGAGCUGGAAGGAACGGUGGGUUGCUGCUCGGCCUUGGGAAAGCCGCAUCUCCGGCUUAUCUGUCACCCCAGAGAAAACUCAACAUAAGCAGCCAAGUAAGGUUCAUAAGGAUAAGAACACACCACCAAAAACUCCUGUAUCAGUUAAACCUUCUUUAGCCAUUGCAAAAGGGACUCCUCCUUCUGCCAAUGCAAAAGGCAAUUCAAAAGCUAGGAGAUUGUCUUAUCCACCGACUGCGGAGAAAACUGUGGUUCAAGGAGUGCAAUGAAUGAGCAAUUUGUUCUUGACAUGGUGGCAAAGAUAAAGCACAAUUUUUAAGUAUCAAGCUUUUUUGAUAACUUGAGUGGAACUGAGUCAAAUUGAUUUUAAAUUGGUUACAAUCCAUAAAAGGUAAACCAGAAAGCCAACUUAUUUAUUUAUUGGAUUGCUUCCAAUUGUGCAUACGAGUGUGACAGAAAUUCAAACCACUGCAGAGAAUGUGUCAACAGACCUGUUGUGGGUGUGAUUUGUUGAUUGCUUCUGUUUAAUUUCUUCUUUUCAACCUUGUAUAUUCAACGAAGAGACAGAUUGUAGAUAGAACAAUAUAUCUAUUCUUUUUCCUUUUAUGUUGUUAUAGAAAAUUUCCAAUAUGUGAUCAUGCUGUUUGACUUCCGCUUGGUUUAUGAUUACCAUUUUCAUAUGGCUUAUGCAACUUGCUACUGUUUCUGUUC
Molecule: messenger RNA, 1664 nt
Organism: Vigna umbellata (rice bean)
Lineage: Eukaryota; Viridiplantae; Streptophyta; Magnoliopsida; Fabales; Fabaceae
Gene: IQD9
Product: IQ-domain 9
Source: RefSeq, a predicted model, not a curated record